Molecule: messenger RNA, 2000 nt
Organism: Meriones unguiculatus (Mongolian gerbil)
Lineage: Eukaryota; Metazoa; Chordata; Mammalia; Rodentia; Muridae
Gene: Idnk
Product: IDNK gluconokinase
Exons: 6
Coding region: 595-1014 (139 amino acids)
Cellular component (GO): cytoplasm
Molecular function (GO): gluconokinase activity
Source: RefSeq, a predicted model, not a curated record
UGCAAAGUCCUCCAAAAGCCGACCUCGUCCUGGGUCUUUACAGAGCUUUGUCUGGUUGGGCAGAUAGUGAGUUCUCUGAAUACUCUUUUGAAAAGUGAGGAUCACCCUGCAAGGUGUAGUCUUCCUUGAUCGUGUUCCUGCUUAAGCUGGAACGUUCACGUGGAAAGUGCUAGGUCUCUACAAAAUACGCAGUUACUUUGCAACCUAGUACAGCCAGGUCAGAAGUAAGCAAGCGGUAGGCUUUUGGUUUGGUGGACACCGUUUAACUGCAAGAUUCCUUCUACUGAAAGUGAAACGCAACGCAGAGCCCAGAGCGUGGGUGCAGCUCAGUGGUGAAGUGUUCGAUUGUCGUGCCCUGGGUUCAGUCCCAGCACACAGAAUGAACCAAAAGAAACGGCCGAGCAGAGAAGCCCGCUGUGGUAGAAUCGGGAAGCCGGUUCGCUGUGUUCUCAGGUCUCUUCCCCAUGAGAAACCCCAUCAAUCUUGUCCAGCGCUGCCCUCAGGAGAUCUACAGUGGGUGAGCUGCUGGCCUCCAAGCUGGGAUGGAAAUUCUAUGAUGCUGACGAUUACCACUCUGCAGAGAAUCGGACGAAGAUGCAGAAGGGGGUACCACUGAGUGACCAGGACAGGAUUCCCUGGCUGUGCAGCUUGCACGACAUUUUACUAAGAGAUGUGGCCUUGGGACAGCAUGUUGUUCUGGCGUGUUCAGCCCUGAAGAAAAUGUACAGGGACAUCUUGAUACGAGGAAAUGGUGGUGCGCAUGCGCCAAGUGAGGAGCCAGCAAAGGAAGAAGCGCUGGCUGGCGCGAAGCUCUUGGUGGUCUACCUCUGCGGGUCAUUCGAGAUCAUUUCUGGUCGCUUGCUCCAAAGGAAAGGACAUUUUAUGCCGCCCGAGUUACUGCAGUCCCAGUUCAGUAUUCUGGAGCCCCCGACAGCUCCCGAAAACUUCAUCCAAAUCAGCGUGGACAAAAGUGUCCCAGAGAUCGCUGCCGCUGUGAUGGAGGCCCUGAAAUGAAGUGAUCGGUUCACAUCGCCCUCCGCUUCCAAGCUCCUCAUAUGUGCAUUCUGAAUUCCUUUGUCUUUUGAGACAGGGUUUCUCUGUGUCUGUAUCAUGGCUGUGUAUGUAGCAUGACCAACUCGCUCUCUUGACCAGACUGGCCUGGAACUCAGAGAAUCCCAAUGGCUGGGAUUAAAGGCCAGAAGAUGGCACCAGAUCUCUUGCUAGAUGGUCGUGAGCCGCCAUGUAUUCCGAAUUCUUAACUGAAAACAAACCACCCUGUUUGGAGGUUGAUGUUUGACUGUAGCGGUAGGCGUCUGGUGUGCUUGGCGGUGUGCAGCUGUGGCAGGAGACGGACGUUAAAAGUUAAGCUUAAACUGAAGUUUAAUAUGUAUAAUAUCACCGGAUGGUCAGAGGAAAUCCCGUAAUCAGUGCAGGAAAAUACUACCUGGAAAAUAAAAGGACGAUGGCUCGUGCCUAUAUUUAUACAAAUGAACAAAACUUGCUAUCCUGGGGGCGUGCUGGAAGCAGGUCUCGGCAGUAGCAAUGUGAAUAAAAUCCAGCCAGCUACGGCCACACCGCCCAGCACAGAGGCAACUGUUUAAAUAUUUUAGGUCAGCACACAAAACCACAGGCUGUUUUCUUUUAGUAUAUCAUUUCUCUUUAGUCGUCGUCAAGAUUGGUUUUUGAGACAGGGUCUCUCUGUGUAGCUUUGGUUGGCUUCAGACUUGGGUUUACCUGCUGCUUCCUCUCCUGUGCUGGAUUGAAGGCGUGCACUCCCACAGCUGCUGUCAUUUUUAUGUGUGUCAUUAUACUUUUUCCUAAUUCAUUCCCCUCUCUCACUGCCUUCCCCUCCACCCUUUCCUGAUCUUCUCUUACUGGUUCCUCCUCUGCCCAGGUGGCCACCUUCCCCAAUUCAUGGCUCUCCACCCUUUCCUAAGAUUUCCUCCUGCUCGAUUUCUCUCUCUCUCUCUCACACACACACACACAGCAUAUAUAUAUAU